CACGUACGUGUGCACGCCGGGACCCCCACCCUCUUCCCAGGGACCCCUGCCCGCCGUGACUCGCCUCUGCGACCCCUCCCCGUGAUUUCGGAAACAUGGAGGAGCUGAGUCAAGCCCUAGCAAGCAGUUUUUCAGUCUCCCAAGACCUGAACAGCCCCUCGGCACCUCACCCUCGCCUGUCACAGUACAAGUCCAAGUACAGCUCCUUGGAACAGGGUGAAAGGCGCCGGAAACUCCUGGAGCUUCAGAAGUCCAAGCGACUAGACUAUGUGAAUCAUGCCAGGAGAUUGGCCGAGGAUGACUGGACGGGGAUGGAUAAUGAAGACGAUAAAGAAGAGGAAGGGAUGGAUGUUGACACUGGCAAGAAGCUGCCAAGGCGCUAUGCUAACCAGUUGAUGCUGUCCGAGUGGCUGAUUGACGUCCCUUCAGAUCUGGGGCAGGAGUGGAUUGUGGUGGUGUGUCCCGUGGGGAAAAGAGCUCUUGUUGUGGCCUCCAAGGGUUUCACUACGGCCUACACCAAGAGCGGAUACUGUGUCAACAGGUUUCCUUCCCUGCUUCCUGGAGGCAACAAGCGCACCUCAUCCACGGGGAAAGACUACACAAUCCUGGAUUGCAUCUACAGUGAACCGAACCAGACCUACUAUGUUCUAGAUGUGAUGUGCUGGAGGGGACACCCUGUCUAUGACUGCCAGACUGAUUUUAGAUUCUACUGGAUGCAUUCAAAGUUACCAGAAGAGCAAGGACUUGGAGAGAAAACCAGGCUUAAUCCAUUUAAAUUUGUAGGCCUAAAGAAUUUCCCAUGUACCCCAGAGAGCCUAUGCAAGGUCUUAUCUACUGACUUCCCUUUUGAGGUAGAUGGGCUCCUUUUCUAUCACAAGCAGACGCAUUAUAGCCCAGGCAGCACUCCGUUGGUUGGCUGGCUUCGCCCGUACAUGGUGUCUGAUGUCCUCGGCAUGACAGUACCAGCUGGCCCUCUGACCACCAAGCCCGACUAUGCUGUCCAUCAGCUCCAGCAGAUCAUCGAACACAAGAAGAGUAAAAAGGAAGCCAAUGAAACGAAUCUUGAUGAGGCUUCUGAGAAUGGACGCUAUGAACUGGAGUACCUGUCCACCCCAAAGCUGGCAGAUGCUCCCAGAAGCCAGAAUGAAGCCACGAGCCUCAUGGAGAACUGAUGAGCUCCUUUGUCCAAGGGACCAAGAGGAACCACAUGCCCUCAUCCCUCUGUGAACUCUUCCCACCAUCACUUGUUGCUCACCUGAAGGGAUGAGCCUGAGGCCUGGAGACAAGACCCGAGACCGCCCCAUUCUGUCAGACACACUCGAGCAUCGAAAGCCUGAGCUGAGACCCCCCCCCCCCCCAUUCCCUGGCAAGGAGAGAGAUGUUCCCAGGAUGGAGAGUGCUGCCUGGCAAGACCUUAUGGCGAUUUCCCCAAGCAGACGGUGUUCAGGUUGAGUUGAGCAAUUUUAACCACUAAAAGUGUAUCUCAGACAUGCUGUGUAAACGUAUGGAAUUUCUAAGAACUGAGUCGUUUGUGAUUUUUGUGCCUCAGUAUAGCUGUGGACCUCCCCACCCUAAUCAGGGGUGCUUGGGUCAGCCAUUUGCCCUGAAGGGUUGUGCCUUGUUUUCUCAGGGAUGGCAUUAUCACACUAGGUCUUAAACAGCUGCAUUUGAGAACUCGCGUUUCUGCAGCUAGGAGAUGUAGAAAAUUUUUAUGAGGCCAGGGUUCUUGGUCUCUGCGUUAGCUCUACCUUCUGAGAAGGAAAGAAUGAUUUUCAUCCCUUUGGACAUUACUGUAAGAUAAAAUUUCCUUUUAACUGAUGAAAGUUUAUGAAACUGA
Vombatus ursinus (common wombat) is the source of this 1837-nucleotide messenger RNA. RefSeq names its product snurportin 1 (gene SNUPN). Lineage: Eukaryota; Metazoa; Chordata; Mammalia; Diprotodontia; Vombatidae. Gene Ontology annotation, cellular component: cytoplasm; nucleus. The transcript is spliced from 9 exons. Gene Ontology annotation, biological process: snRNA import into nucleus; protein import into nucleus. Gene Ontology annotation, molecular function: protein binding; nuclear import signal receptor activity. The record is from RefSeq and is a predicted model, not a curated record. The coding region runs from base 96 to 1172 and encodes 358 amino acids.